Molecule: messenger RNA, 588 nt
Organism: Trematosphaeria pertusa
Lineage: Eukaryota; Fungi; Ascomycota; Dothideomycetes; Pleosporales; Trematosphaeriaceae
Exons: 2
Coding region: 1-588 (195 amino acids)
Source: RefSeq, a predicted model, not a curated record
AUGCCAGGACCAAUCCAACACACCGCCAGCUCCACUUCCUCCUUCGCUGCGCAGCUGGCGCAGCUGAAGCAGCUUCAAGAGCAGCAGUCCGAGCUGCUCAAGGAGCUCAUGCAGAAAGCGGAAGAGCAAGACAACAUCAUCACCGAGUACAAGGAGCGCACCGCCCGCCUCGAACGCGCCGCCGAAGUCUCCGAAGCCCGCCGCCGCGAAGCCGUCUCCCACCUCCUCAACCUCCGCACCGCCCACCAAGAGGCCUCCAAUGCCUUCGACCUGCGCACGAGGGACAUGCAGGCUGACGACUUCGAGAGCGCGAUCAUCGCCUGGGGCACGAUGGUCGGCACGUCCAGGAACCACCAUCAGCAAGUCCUACGCCACGGCCCGCUCCGCCCCGCGAGCGCUCAGCCUGUCACCCUCUACGCUGGACAUGUCCACGGAUAUGGACCUCACCUCCCGCGCCCGGCGUCCCAGGCUCCCGAGCUGGGCGUCCCGAUCGGCUACGCGUACCCGGGGGGCUACAACGAGUACGGCUACUGCGGGGCGCACAAUGCGCCGUAUCCGUGCCGCUGGUGCGGACCCUUGGGCCGUUGA